This is a messenger RNA of Aspergillus welwitschiae, 322 nucleotides long. RefSeq lists its product as uncharacterized. The record is from RefSeq and is a predicted model, not a curated record. Bases 28 to 189 code for a protein of 53 amino acids. Lineage: Eukaryota; Fungi; Ascomycota; Eurotiomycetes; Eurotiales; Aspergillaceae. The transcript has a single exon.
GAAGAUUCUCCUACUGUUGAUAACAUCAUGUGUGGUUCUUGGGCAUCCCAGUUCUUGUUCUGGGCCUGUUUAUUUUUGGGUACUUACUUCUUCCUCCUUACCGGAAGUUUAGCACUCUUUCCGGGCCCGUCACUUGCAUUCUCGCAUAUUGAGUUGCGGGUCGCAAUGCAAGGGAUGACGGGCCUUUAAAUGCUUAACAAGUGUCAUUUAACGACCGCAUUUAUUUUGGAAUGUCCCGGUUUCAAUGGUUGUCACUCCCAAAAGUGAUCUCUAUAAGGUCAGGUGAUCGGGUUCCUCUACCUUCCUCUUUUUCUUCCGUCUG